AUUGGAAAGAGGGAAAUCAUGGAUCCUGAGGAAGGUGGAAUAGGUGGGGAGAGCAGAAUAAAGAGAGAGUGAUGAAGGAGGUCAUACUGCUACCUUUACAUUUUUAAUAGCAUGGCCACCAAAAGACACAAUUUGAAGAAGACAUAUCUCAAAAGUGGAUUGAAGCUAAUUCUAUGAAUGUUAGAACUUUGAGGAAAUCACUGUUUGUAGUGAUACGUUUGAUAAAAUACCACCAUUACUUUACUUCCUGAGAAUUUGAAUGAAAAAAAAAGUGUAAAACUACUUCAAAAGAUAGUAAAGAUUAAGAGUUUUCCUAAUUUCUGAAGCAAUAUCUUGUCACAUUAAGACUUAACUGUUUUCACUUUAUUCCCUUUGUUUUCCUUUCUGCGUAAAUCAAUCUGACAUACAUGAGAUGAGGCAGGGCCGCCCACAUCCAAUCACAUCACACCUUUUACAGGAUCACUCUCUAUAAUAACCAUGUGUUGCUCCCAGUUCAGAGAAAUUUCCAAACAGUAUGAGUCUCCUCUUUUCACUCAUGCUUUACUCUGUCCAUGUCCUCUUUUCAACACAAUCACCAGUUUCCAGCUUCAUGCCUCGAGCUACUUCCGCGGCUGAAGGGUGCACUCUGAGAAACAGCUUUGAGCCAGGCUUUGUGGCCAGUGGGGACUUUGUUCUUGGAGGGAUUUUUCCUCUUCAUUAUAACCAGGAAAUGCCUGACCUUAACUGCACCUAUAAACCACCACCAGUCAAGUGCAAUGGAUUUGAUCCCAGGGCUUUCCGCUGGGCUCAGACUAUGAGGUUGGCAGUGGAUGAGAUAAACCAGAGCCCAGAACUGUUGCCCAAUCACACUCUGGGAUAUAAAAUCUUCGAUUCCUGUGCGUAUCCUCUGACUGGCCAGAGAGCUGCUCUGGCUGUACUGAAUGGGCCAAAUGAGGAGGAUUCUCCCAUGUGCAGUGUGUCUUCUCCGCUCCUUUCCAUAAUUGGAGAAUCAGGCUCUGCUCAGUCCAUUGUUGUUUCAAGAAUCCUUCAGCCUUUCAGAAUCCCAAUGAUCAGCUACUUUUCAUCAUGCGCCUGUUUAACUGACAGAAAUAAUUAUCCCACAUUUUUCCGAGUAAUUCCUAACGAUGAUUAUCAGGUAAAAGCUAUUGCUCAGCUGCUGGUGCACUUCAAGUGGAACUGGAUAGGACUCAUUCGAGGGGACCAUGAAUACGGUCGAUUUGCAGUGCAAGGUUUACUGAGAGAAUUACAGGGUAGCAGUGUAUGCGUGGCCUACCAAGAAAUGAUUCCCCUGCUCUACAAUUCCAAAAAGGCAUUGGAGAUCAUGCAGGUGAUGCAAAGCUCUUCAGCAAAAGUAGUGGUGGUAUUUUCAGCUGAAGGAGAAAUGACACCAUUCUUGAAAGACUACAUGACACAGAACAUCACUGGAAUCCAGUGGGUGGCAAGUGAGGCCUGGAUUACAGCAUCUGUCUUUACAAAAAGUGGAUUUUACCCGUACCUGGGUGGUACCAUUGGGUUUGGAAUAAAAAAAGGUUAUAUUGCCCAACUUGGCGACUACCUCCUGACAGUCAACCCUCAAAAAUAUCCCAAUAACACUCUAGUGCAGGAGCUGUGGGAAGCUCUCUACGGCUGCAAUCCCUUUCCAUCGUCUUCUUCCCAGUUUGCACCCUGCUCGAGGAAAGAAGCGCUGUUGGAGCAGCAUUCUGCCUACAUGAACACAUCCAGCCCUAGGGUGGCCUAUAAUGUCUACAAGGCUGUUUAUGCUAUUGCUAAUUCACUUCACAACCUUCUUCUUUGCCAACCAGGCAAUGGGCCUUUUGAGAACAACUCGUGUGCUCAAAGCGACAAAAUACUCCCCUGGCAGCUCCAGCAUUACAUCCAGGAUGUAAAAUUCAAAAUUGCUGGGGAGAUGGUAAACUUUGACUUGCAGGGUGACUCCGUACCAUACUAUGAUAUAAUCAACUGGCAGAGAGGUACAAGUGGCAACAUUGAGUUUGUCAACGUGGGGUUGUUCGAUGGAACUAAACCCGCUGGAGAGGAGCUGGUGAUCCAGGAGGACAGAAUAAUGUGGGCAGGUCAUCGGAGUGAGGUGCCAGUGUCUUUAUGCAGUCCCAGCUGUCCUCCAGGGUCCAGGAAAGCUGUCCGUCGUGGGGAGCCUGUCUGCUGCUUUGACUGUUUACUAUGUGACAGCGGCAAAAUCAGUAAUCAGACAAACUCCAUAGAAUGUCAGUUUUGUCCUGAGAACUUCUGGUCAAACCACGACAGAACUGCCUGCAUUCCCAAGCAGGUGGAGUUCCUGACCUAUGACUCCUUGGGUAUUUCCCUGACUGUGAUCUCUGUCAUGGGCGCCUGCCUCACUAUAGGCGUUUUUGCCGUGUUCUUUCACCACAGGAACACGGCAGUUGUCCGUGUGAAUAAUUCAGAACUGAGCUUCUUUAUACUGUUUGCCUUGACUAUGUGUUUCCUGUGUUCGCUUGUUUUUGUUGGCGAGCCAACAUCUUGGUCCUGUAUGCUCCGUCACACCGCCUUCAGCAUCACAUUUUCACUUUGCAUCUCCUGCAUUCUCGGAAAGACUCUGGUGGUACUGGCCGCCUUCACAGCCACCAGGCCAGGGGACAAUAUCAUGAAGUGGUUCGGACCCAAGCAGCAGCGAGCUAUAAUCUUUAACUGCACUCUGGUUCAGGUUGUCAUCUGUGCAGCCUGGCUCAUCGAUGCUCCCCCUUAUCCGUCUCGAAACACUAAAUAUGAACGUUCAAAGAUUAUACUUGAGUGCAGUGUUGGAUCUAGCCUUGCAUUUUGGUUGGUUUUAGCAUACAUUGGACUGCAGGCUUGUCUUUGCUUUAUUCUUGCGUUUCUGGCUCGUAAGUUGCCUGGCAACUUCAACGAGGCUAAGUUUAUCACUUUUAGCAUGUUGAUCUUUAGUGCUGUGUGGCUAGCCUUUAUCCCUGCUUACAUAAGUUCUCCUGGAAAAUAUGCAGAUGCAGUGGAGUCAUUUGCCAUUUUGGCUUCCAGCUUUGGAUUGUUGUUCUGUUUGUUUGCACCAAAGUGUUACAUUAUAUUACUCAAACCUGAAAAAAAUACUAAACAGCACCUACUGGGAAAAGAAAAGAAGUAAUACUUGUCAUUCAUUCAUCGUACAACAUUUUUAUUUAAUGUUUGUUUUGUGUGUGUUUCUGCUUGCCAAUAAUACAAUAAAUAUGGGUGGUUACUAAAUUAUUGUCAAUUCACUGUAAUUUCUAAACAUGUAGAAGUUUAGUAGAAAAUGUUCCCACUUAGUCGAAAGCCUCCUUUCUACCGGACAUAAACAUGUUGUGAAACAGCUUCAAAAUAUACUUUUGGACACGUACACGAAGCAAAGGGAUGCAAUUAUUACAUUUUGAGUCUAUUUUUUAUGAGUUAUGCUUCCAAAACAUGUCAAACUCUGCAGUUUAUUAAACUUGCACUGCAAGACGAGUUCUCGCGAGAUUUGGAGUUUUCCAAACUCAGGAGAAUCCACCUUGUACCGCUCCAGUUCAAACCGUCCGACCUCCAGUCCAAAAUAGAGUGAUCCAAUCGUGCGUCAGCACUGUGCUGUAGGGUGGGAGUUAGUUUUGAAGAUAGUAUUAAGCCCCCGGCUAAGCAAAACAAAUAUGGCCGUGCCGGUUGACGCUCGUGUAGAAGUGGCUAUUGAUUCACAUGUAGAGGAAUUAAAACACCCUUUACGCGCAUAUUUUUCAAGCAAAAACCAGCAGACAUCACCUGAAGACAUUACAUGAUUGACAAGUGAGUGAAUGAAUGAAGCUUGAGCAAGUUGGUGUUUUCCAGACGCACUUGGUGUACGUCAUUUGAGUUGUUACUGUGAUUGGCUAAAGACAAAAUAUGGGAGCCAGUGCCAGCUGGGCACUACCUUGCGUGUCCUCCAAUCAGCUCAAAAUAUUCUACCAGAUAGCCCUCGCUAUUUCAGACGGUUUCUGCUGCAGAGAUUCCAGAUCCAAAUUUGUAGAAUCGACACGGGGCGGGGCUUCACAUAAAGAUCUGGAUGCUGCCAGGUUAGCAGUUUAUAUCAGGAUAGACAGGAAGUCAAACAUGACAAACUGUUCAGAAACUUUCAAAAUAAAAGUCACUUGCAGAUAAAAGGAUGUCAUUUCCAGUGAAACUCACGUAGCCGAUGUAAACAGAACAGAAAAUAAACAGCUGAUCUUUUUGGAUACAUGCAGCUGUCUUUCUCCUUGCUUGUUAUUGUGUGGACUUCUGAAAUCAAGUGGUGUUGCUAUUCUUCUGUGAUUUUGUGACUUUGCGAGACCAGAGGCGUGGAAUGCUUUUGCUCCCAUUCUGCAUCUGAAACACUCACGGUUGGAGGGAGCUUGUGGGUAAAACGCUGCUGUUAAGUUACACGCUGUUUUCAGUUUGUUACAAAAUUUGAGAAAGUAUUUGAUGAUUUUAAAAUUAAAAAUGUAAGAAAAAAACUAUUUAUGAGACCCACACCAUUAUUGGAUUUUUAUUUUUUUAUUUAAUGCAAAUUAAUUGUUACAAAUGCCUAAAAAAAACAACAAUCAUUUCAAAUGCAAGAUGUGUAGCAGUCAAAACAUUCACCAAAUGUCGAAAUGAGGUAAUUCUGACUAAGUAAAUGUUUAUUUUUGGUCCAUGUAAUGGGAUAACUCAUAACUCUAAACUACAACUGUGUCCAUGGCCAGACUUCAAGGAGUAAACUGCCC
Molecule: messenger RNA, 4691 nt
Organism: Nothobranchius furzeri (turquoise killifish)
Lineage: Eukaryota; Metazoa; Chordata; Actinopteri; Cyprinodontiformes; Nothobranchiidae
Source: RefSeq, a predicted model, not a curated record